AGUCAAACCAAUGGAAUUUGUCUUUCGAAUUUAUGAUGCAUGAUUUAUAAGGUACAGAUUACUACACUUUCAUACCUCCAAUUCAAUGGCUCGUUUUCCUCUACAGUAAGAGACACAAUGUCAUUUGCAUGAUCUAAUGAAAUUAGUCGCAUCUUGUCUUGAGAAAAUCCUCUUUCCCAAUCAUUAAUAUACAUUCAAGCACCUAAUUCAAACCAUAAAUCUUCUUGUUGCUGCAUGUCUCUUGAACUGUUUCUUUGGUUGGUAUCUCUACUUUGAUUAUGACGGAAAUUGAGACAUAUAUACGUAUAUUAUAUGUUUACAGCCAUUCUUCUUAGAUUUGAUUUGCUAGUGGUUAAAUUAGAAAAAGAAAAUUGAGCUAUUUAUCGUCGACAGCAAAGGGUUUGCAUUUAUGAAAAGAAGGACUAAUUUUUUAUCAUGAUUUAGAUAACACAAGUUAAUCAUUGCAUCCUAAGAGAUAACUGAUUAUCUGUUAUGCAAAACUUAAACGAAAAAACGCAUUCAGACAUCCACAUUAGGUUCGGGCUGUGUAUGCGUGCCUUUGUUUAUUGCGUAUCGUCUUUAAUUCUUUGCAAAAUGAACUAUGGCAAUGACAAUCGCGACGUCUUUAUCUGCAGCCGAUUGUUUUGUUGCUUCAACUUGGGCAAUAAGUCAAGACAAGCUGGUGUAUACUUUGCUGGCAUGCUAUUUGCUUUGGGUUGGUGGGUAUUUAUUGAUGGUCUGUCUGUACUUUGGAAUCUGCAGAAUAGACAAAUAGCGCCUGGUAUAGAGGAUUGGGUACCGGGUAUUAUUACGACCUUUGGCAUGAUCAUUGUCAAUUUGAUUGACAAAGAAGCAUUAAAAGGAAACUUGGUUGACGAUGAAUAUAUAUGGAGAGCAAGGCUAUUUCUGUUCUUUGGUUUCGCUAUGAUGGCAGGUGGAUUUUCAGGCUCUGUUGCUGUCUUGGUGACGAAAUAUAUUUAUAAUGACAGCUUAGAUUUCUUCAAUACUUAUUUAGGUAUUACAGAUGUUGUUCAAUGCUUUUUAAUCAUGUUGAGUGCUGGUAUUUUAUGGUUAUCGCAAAGCUCGAAUCAUUCUCAACAGUACUACUUUCAACUCUAAUAAAAUAAUGGAUGUCUGCAUAAAAAUCCAAUACAUUGACUCGGCUUAAAGGAC
Messenger RNA from Gilbertella persicaria, 1173 nucleotides. RefSeq lists its product as uncharacterized. Gene Ontology annotation, biological process: protein targeting to vacuole; late endosome to vacuole transport via multivesicular body sorting pathway. Bases 493 to 1119 code for a protein of 208 amino acids. NCBI's taxonomy places the organism in Eukaryota, Fungi, Mucoromycota, Mucoromycetes, Mucorales, Choanephoraceae. Gene Ontology annotation, cellular component: Vps55/Vps68 complex; fungal-type vacuole membrane. The transcript has 7 exons. The record is from RefSeq and is a predicted model, not a curated record.